Molecule: messenger RNA, 2492 nt
Organism: Diachasma alloeum
Lineage: Eukaryota; Metazoa; Arthropoda; Insecta; Hymenoptera; Braconidae
Gene: Faf2
Product: FAS-associated factor 2
Exons: 9
Coding region: 371-1678 (435 amino acids)
Cellular component (GO): endoplasmic reticulum
Molecular function (GO): ubiquitin binding
Source: RefSeq, a predicted model, not a curated record
UACACAUACAUGUGUUGUUUUCUUCUUCUCAUUAUAAUGAAAUGAAAAAUAAUAUGGCGAAAUGGAGAAAAAGAAUUUGAAAAUUUUUUGAAAGAAUAUGAAUUAUUAGGUGAUUACAAAUAUUGAACAUUAUAAUUAAAAUCAACGUAAUUUUAGGGAGAUGUAUAAGUGAAUAAAGUGUAAAUGUUUCUCUGAGGUUAUAGCAUACAAUACAUAGUUUUCCAACCUCUAGCUGUACAUAUAUAGAGAAAAUUUUGACAUGAAAAUAGCCUCACAGUUGAACUGCGUCAUCAGCUGAUGCAGCCGUUCCUUCCAAUUUUAAUUGGAGAGAAAGGAAAAAGAAAGAAAGAAAAACAUUAAUUUAACUAAAAUGGCUGAUAAUGCACUCGGUGAACUCAACAGUGAUCAAACGGAAAAAGUUCUUCAAUUUCAGGAUUUGACGGGAAUUGAAGAUCUCUCAAUUUGUCGUGAUGUUCUGCAGAGGCACAAUUGGAACUUGGAGGUUGCAGUUCAGGAGCAACUCAAUUUGUAUGAAGGCAGACCAUCGAUGUAUGCACAAGACUCGAGAGCGAGGCCACCAGCUGUUGUCGACGAUACCAAUUCGAGAAUUUAUUUCAGCCCAUCAGGAAGCUCUGCAAGUGGUGGCGGUGGUUUUUUAUCAUUUAUAUUUUCCAUGUGUUAUAAUUUAGUUACAAGUAUUCUGCACAUUCUAUUUGCUAUAUUCAGGACAAAUGUAAGACCGGUAUCUGCUGAUCCUGUCCAAGAUGUAGUAAGAUUUAUAAGUUCAUUUGAAGAGAGAUACGGUAUGAAUCAUCCAGUAUUCUAUCAGGGAUCGUACAGUCAAGCACUUUCUGAUGCUAAACAAGAGUUGAGAUUCCUACUCGUUUAUCUCCACAAAGAUGAUGUCCAGAGUGUCGAUCAAUGGUGCAGGAUUUCUUUGACUAAUACAGAGCUAAUUCGUUUUAUCAACACUCACACACUAUUCUGGGCUUGUAAUAUAAAAUCUGGCGAAGGUUACAAAGUAGCCGAAGCACUGAAGUCCGGUACUUAUCCAUUCCUCGCUCUAAUUGUUUUGAAAGAGAACAGGAUGACUAUAGUGGGAAGGCUGGAAGGUACCCCCUCAGUAUCUGAAUUGAUGCUUCGACUCAAAACUAUAAUUGAUAAUAAUGAAAUCAAUUUAAUUCAAGCACGUCAUGAAAGAGCUGAGCGCAGUGCAAAUCAAUCAUUGAGACUCCAGCAAGACCAAGCAUAUGAAGAAUCUCUCAGGGCAGAUCAAGAAAAAGAUCGUAGGAGAGAGGAGGAAAAGAAAGCAAAGGAGGAACGAGAAGCACAGGAAAGAGCGGUAAUUAAUGCCCAAGAAAUGGAAAUUCAACGUAUACAACGUGAGAAAGAAUUAACUGUUGAAAAAGUACCUGUUGAGCCUGCACUGGGCCAUCCAAAUUCUUGUCAUCUUCAAAUUAAACUCGGAGGAAGAACCAUUAUUCGAAGGUUUCUUAUGUCAAAUACGGUUGAGGAUGUUUAUUACUGGAUAUUCAGUCAACCAGAUUCCCCAGUCAACUUUGAAAUAACUACCAGCUAUCCAAAGAGAAUCCUCUAUCCAACAGUGGAAAAUAUGAGCCUGUACAAAGCUGGUCUCACACAUAGAGAGGUUCUACAUGUUAAUGAUUUAGAUGAUUAACGAACAUUUGUGAAAAACAAAAGAUUGAUUGUUUUUCUUCUUGAAAAUUUUCAAUGCUAUGCUAUGGCAUAUAGAAAAACUCAGAAUGACUAUGCCCAUUUUAUCGCAAGUUAUAUUUUAUGCUUCGAGUUAAUUUGGUUAUCCACUAGUUUUCAUUUACCAAAGUAAAAACCGCUCUUGUCACUGACAUCUGACCGAGGAAAACUUCACAAGUCAUUUUUUUCUUCUUUCUUUUUUCUUCUUCAUUGUGAACGAUAAAGAUGAGAAUUAAUUAAUGUUUGUUUCGUGGAAUAAUGUGAAUCAAUGCAAUACAAUAGUAUUCAAUACGAAUAUUAUCAUAAUAUUCAAAAAAAUUAUUAUUACAAAAGUGAAUGAAAGCAUAGUCAGCACACUAUUCUUUUUACGGUUUUCCAACGGUUAUUUAUGUUAAAAGGUGAAAGGCAUUUAUCAAUUCUCCGAUCCUAUGUUAAUGGAAUAACAGGAAAGCCGAAGAAUUUGGUUUUGAUUUGUUCUUCGUAUCUAUUAGUAAUUACAUAAAUUAGGCAUUGUUGCACACCUGCGGAAUAAUAUCAGAUACAUAAUGAAAUUAAUUCUUUAAAUUAUUGUAAACAAAAAAAAAUGAAUUUUUCAUUAUUUUCAAAUACAAUAAGAUUUUAUAAUACCUUUGUAUAAGCACACAGAGAGAUAUGAGUAUGCUGAGUGAGUUGGUGUGAUGAAACUAUAAGGGAGAAAAGAUGAAGAUAAUAUUGAAUGAAAUUAGUCAACAUUUUUAUUAAAAUAUUUCGAAUAAAUAAAAUAAUAAUGAAAAACGAAA